Molecule: messenger RNA, 5569 nt
Organism: Tuber melanosporum (Perigord truffle)
Lineage: Eukaryota; Fungi; Ascomycota; Pezizomycetes; Pezizales; Tuberaceae
Exons: 6
Coding region: 1-5364 (1787 amino acids)
Biological process (GO): rRNA processing
Cellular component (GO): nucleus; nucleolus; small-subunit processome
Molecular function (GO): RNA binding; protein binding
Source: RefSeq, a predicted model, not a curated record
AUGGGCUCCGAAAAGAAGCGAAAACGCCCUCAAGACGCGGAUCCGCGCCGAGCGAAUAAGAGCGAAACGAAAAAAAACCCUGCAACUGCAAAUAAGAGGCUGAAACCCGAGGCAUCGACAGCUGCUUCAAAAUUUGAGCCACCAAAGCUAUCAACAUUCUGUUCCUCAAAGGACGAAGAAACAUCUUUCCCAAGAGGUGGUGGCUCUGUUCUUACUCCGUUGGAAUUCAAACAAAUAUCCAAUGAUGCUGCUAAAGAUGUCCUUUUCGAAGCCGAAAAUGCGAAGGCCAAAUCGACCAAAAAGAAGCCGAUGAGAGAAGAAUUAAAGAAAGAUAAAAAGAGUAAAAGGGAUGAAUCCAAGAAAGGUGAACAAAAGGGAAUUAAAGCAGAAGGAUUGAGCUAUAAGAGACUAGUACCGGGAACACUUGUUCUUGGAUGCAUUUCUCAAAUCAAUCAAACCGACCUCGCCCUUUCUUUGCCAAAUAAUCUGACUGGCUUUGUUCCUCUCACUUCUAUUUCGGAAUCGUUGAACAAGAGGGUUGAAGCUUUAGUCCGGGAUAGCGAUGACGACGAAGAUGAGGACGUAGAGGAAAAGAUCGGAACAGCAAAAUCGGAAUCUAGUGAGGACGAUGUUGACCUCAAGGCUAUGUUCCAGAUCGGGCAAUAUCUCCGAGCGUACGUUGUGUCUUCUUCAGAACUUGCCAAUUCGAAAUCUCCUUCAGGCUCCAAGAAAAUUAAGAAGCGGAUCGAGCUAUCCUUGGAUCCGGUUAUGGCCAAUAACGGCCUUACAACUACUGAAUUAGUCGUUGGGUGUACUGUUCAGGCUUCUGUCACAAGUGUGGAGGAUCACGGUCUCGUUAUGAACUUGGGUAUCGGGAAUGAUCUCAAAGGGUUUCUCUCAUCCAAGGAGCUCGGGAAGGGCCGUUCGGUGACAGAUGCAAAGGAAGGCCAAGUGAUGCUUUGCACAACCAUUGGGCUUUCGUCAAAUGGUAAAAUUGUCAAGCUUUCAGGAGAUCUAGAACAGAAACCAAGCAAGAAGGGCAAAUACUCUGGUGGAAAGGCAGCCUGGUGGCUGAGUUCUGCGCCUACAGUCGAUACAUUUUUACCCGGGACUGGCGUGGAGGUACUCAUCACCGAUAUAGCAAAGGGUAGUAAAGCCGUUGGGAUCGUAGGAAAAGUUAUGGGACUUGUGGAUGCUACAAUGGACUUCUUUCAUGCUUCUGGCUGGAGGGAAAAGGAUAUUGAAUCCAAGUUUAAGGUUGGAGAAAAGAUCAAAGCGCGUGUCAUUGCUACUUAUGCCGAGCCUCAUAAACUCGCUCUUUCAAUCCUCCCCCACGUCCUUUCAUUUACUCGGCCAAUUGAGAAUGAGCCUACAACUAUCCUCCCAACAUCCACCAUUAUCAACUCCGCAAAGAUUCUUAAUAUCGAGCCUAAAACCGGCCUCUCUCUUGACGUCGGCGUUCCUGGUGUUCCCGGUUUCGUCCAUAUAUCUCGGGUCUCAAGCGACAGCAGAAUAGAAGUUCUAUCUAAGGAUUCUGGCCUACAUCAGACUGGUUCAGUCCAUAUGGCUAGAAUAAUUGGUUAUAACUCUAUGGAUGGCCUCUAUCUUGUUAGCAUGGAGCAGAAGGUUCUCGACCAACCAUUUUUAAGGGUGGAGGAUAUCAAAAUCGGUGAAGUCGUGAAGGGAACUAUCAAUCGAGUCCUAGAUAGUGGACGCGUUAUCGUAAGCUUAGCUGAAGGGAUCACCGGAAUAGUAGAUGAGCUUCAUCUAAGCGAUAUCAAACUCAAGCAUCCUGAAAAGAAGUUUAGAGAGGGUAUUGAAGUAAAAGCAAGGGUUUUAUUAACUGACCCUUCAAAGAGGAAAGUAAUGUUGACCUUAAAAAAGGCUAUUGUGAACUCCGACGCCCCAAUAAUAUCAUCUUACGAAGAUACAAGUUCCGGCACUCGCUCAGUUGGUACCUUGGUCAAAAUACUACCCAGCGGCGCUGUAGUCAAGUUCUUUUCAGAUGUCUGUGGCUUCCUCCCUAUUUCCGAAAUGAGUGAAGCAUAUAUCCAGGACCCCCAUGAGCACUUCACGGUUGGCCAAUCUGUGAAUGUCCAUGUGUUAUCAGUGGAUCCUACAAACCAAAAGUUACGAGUUUCCUGCAGAGAUCCAAACCUAUUUGGUGAAGUCCAUAAAGUGGCUCUUGCCAAACUACCUCCUGGUGAUGUUGUCUCUGGGACCGUAGUCGAAAAGUCAGCGGAUGAUCUUAUUGUUGAGAUAAAUGGCUUGGGGGCUGAAGGCAUCAGAGGUGUGCUAGUGAUUGGACAACUAACCGAUGGUAGCCGUGAGAAGAGCUUAGGUGUUUUCAAGAAGCUCAGGGCUGGACAAAAACUUGAUGGCCUCUUGGUUUUAGAGAAACAUGAGGAAAGAAGGUCGAUUACCUUGAGUAUGAAGCCAAGCUUAGUCAAGGCAGCAAAACGCGGAAGAAUGAUCAGCAAAUUUGAGGAUGUGAACGAGGGAGAAAGAGUGAAAGGCUGGGUUAGGAACACUACUCUUCACGGCCUCUUUGUUGGGUUUGCCGGUGGGAUAGUUGGAGUGGUUUACAAAAGGGACCUUCCAGCAGAAGUCCAGUCUCUCCCCAAUUUCGGAUUCGUCAAGAACCAGUCCAUCACCGGUAGGGUGGUAUAUAUAGAUCCAUCAGAGCGACGAUUCCGAUUAUCGCUAAAUUCCGCUAAAUCAGAAGAGAAGGUCUCGGCCGUAGCUAACACAGCCGGCAACUCAGAGAGGCUCACUGUUAACCCUGUUGACGCGAGGUUCAAACUUAUCGACGACUACACCCCCGGAAAACUCACUAAAGCAAAGGUCGUUUCUAUACAAGAGACGCAGCUAAACGUGAAACUCGCCGACAACGUGCAGGGUAGGAUUGACGUAUCACUAGUGUUUGAAACCUGGGAUGCUAUCAAGGACAAAAAGUCUCCCCUCGCGUUGUUUAAGAAAGGGGACGUCUUGGAUGCCAAAGUUAUUGGAAUUCAUGAUGCGCGAAACCAUCGCUUCCUUGCUAUCACCCACCAAAAAUCGAACACCAAGACUCCUAUCUUUGAGCUUUCAGCCAAGCCCAGCCACAUAAAGGAAGAGGGUAUUGAAGGAUGUAUUACAAAGCUAGAAGACAUUACCCCUAAUUCAACAUGGGUAACGUUCUUGAACAACAUUUCGGAGGAGUGUGCCUGGGCCAAUAUCAUGCCUGACAUCAGGGGAAGAAUUCGCAUCCUGGAUCUCUCAGACAAUGUCGCUCAACUAAAAACACUACAAAAGAGCUUCCCUGUUGGCUGCGCCCUCAAAUGCCAAGUUCUCCGAGUCGACUCAGAGCACAGCAAACUUGAUCUUUCUGCUCGUAGCCCUUCUAGUUCGGCUUUGACGUUUGACAAGUUGGCCAAGGGAAUGGUUGUCCCCGGGAGAGUAACUAAAGUCACUGAUCGGCAAGUCUUGGUCCAAAUCAGUGAAUCAGUUUCUGGACCGAUCAGCCUUACCGACCUUGCAGACGACUUCUCACAAGCGAACACCAACGGGUACAGCAAAAAUGAGGUGAUUCGCGUUUGUAUCAUAGAUAUUGAUUCCCCCAACAAGCGAGUUACUCUUUCAGCUAGGCCUUCCCGUGUAAUGAUCUCAGAUCUACCAGUCAAGGAUCCCGAAAUCCAAGCCAUUGUGAAUGUCAAAGUCGGAGAUAUUAGACGCGGCUUUGUGAAGCAAGUCUCUCCCAAAGGGCUCUUCGUUACUAUAGGUGGUAACGUCACAGCCUGGACCAAGAUUUCUGAUCUCUCGGAUGGGUUCUUGAAGGAAUGGGAAGGUUUAUUCACGGUUGGUCAGCUCGUCAAGGGUAAAAUCAUGGCUGUUGAUUCCACCUUGGGUCACGUCCAGAUGAGCCUUAGAGAAUCGGAUAUAUCCGGAAAGGAAAAACCGAAGCCAGCAGACUACUCCUCACUAAAGGAAGGGCAAAUCGUCAAGGGGAAAGUGAAGAAUAUCGCGGAAUAUGGUGUUUUUAUCAGCGUGGAUGGCUCUCAAAAUAUCAGUGGACUAUGUCAUAAGAGCCAAAUCGCGGAUAGUGCCAUUGAUGAUAUUAGCAAGCUCUAUGCGACCGGAGAUCCUGUUAAGGCAAAGAUUAUAAGUAUUGAUCUGGAAAAGAAAAGAAUUUCUUUUGGGUUGAAGUCAAGCUACUUCAAGGAUGAAGUUAGUGAGGAUGAAAGCGAGGACGGUAGUGAAAGUGAAGGUGGUGCUGACCUCAGCGCUGUAAAGGUAUGUUUGGGGUUAUUUUGGAUUGAUGCUGAUGGAGAAUCUGACGAGAGAGAGCAAGAGCAAGAGGAGCCUAGUGUCGAAAUGAACGAUGCACCUACUAGCGAAGGUCUCAGCACUGGGGGGUUCGACUGGUCCGCAAGUAUCCUAGACAAACGCGGUCCUGACACCGAUUCUGAGGGGGAUAGCAACUCCGAAGAGGAAAAGCAUAAAAAAAAGAAGCGCAAGAAGGCCCAAAUCAAAGAAGAUUUGACAGGAAAUCUGGCGACAAGGGAACCACAAUCCGUCGCUGACUUCGAACGGCUCCUCCUUGGAGACCCUAACGAUUCCAAACUAUGGAUCAUGUACAUGUCAUUCGAACUACAGCUUAGCGAAGUCGAGAAAGCUAGGGGGAUUGCGGAGAGAGCGAUCAAGACUAUCGCCCUUCGGGAGGAAAGUGAAAAACAGAACGUCUGGAUCGCUAUGCUAAAUAUGGAAUCCAUGUAUGGCACCGAUGAGACUCUCGAAGAAGCCUUCAAGAGAGCUUGCCAGUAUAACGAGGCGCAGGGCAUGCACGAGAAACUAGCAAGUAUCUAUAUUCAAACUAGCAAGACUGAGAAAGCAGAUGACCUUUUCAAAGUAAUGAUCAAAAAAUUCAGCCAAGAUCCUAAAAUCUGGGUAAACUACGCCGACUUUCUCCUCAGCAGCAAGCAAAGCUGCGAUGCUGCCCGUGCACUCCUUCAACGCGCGAUGCAAGCACUCCCGCAAAGCCAGCACAAAGACCUCAUAUCUAAAUUUGCCAAGUUAGAAUUCCGCAGCGGUGAUCCCGAGAGAGGACGAACACUGUUUGAGAACUUGCUCGCCACCUUUAAAAAGAAGAGCGAUCUAUACAACAUGUUCUUGGAUAUGGAAAUUAAGUACGGGAGUGAAGAGGAGGACGGGAAGGAAGGUGUCAGAGCAUUGUUCAAGAGGGCUCUCGCUGAGAAGACUUCGACCCGUCAAGCCAAGGCUCUUUUCAAGAAGUGGUUGGAGUUCGAGAAGAGCAAGGGGGAUAAAAAGAGCACUGAGACUGUGACGAGGAAGGCGAAGGAAUACGUCGAGGCGAAGGAGGAGUGAGUGGAGCACAAUACCCGGAUGUUGUAACUUUAUGUAAAUCAUGUUUGUGCAUAUUGUGGCCCGCGUAAUAAAAGUCAAAAUUUCCUUUCUUGCGGCGAUAUGAUUGUUUGGGGGUUGGUAGCGAGUGAUCUUUCGUUGUUCGAGAUAUAAUAACUAGGGCAGCAUGUACCGUACAGUAAAGUACUAUAUUAUCUAUCAUAUCCAA